This is a messenger RNA of Merops nubicus (carmine bee-eater), 2721 nucleotides long. RefSeq lists its product as uncharacterized. The transcript is spliced from 10 exons. The coding region runs from base 1 to 2721 and encodes 906 amino acids. Lineage: Eukaryota; Metazoa; Chordata; Aves; Coraciiformes; Meropidae. The record is from RefSeq and is a predicted model, not a curated record.
AUGGCUACAGGGACAACAGAGGUCACACGGUCACCUGAAACAAGAGAGACAGUUGAAGAGUGCACAGGAAAGAAAAAAUCCAAAUUUCAGACAUUCAAGAACUUCUUUGCCAAGAAGAAAAGGAAAGAGCCUCCACCUCCCAGGGGGGAGAGUAAUUUAAAACCCAGCCAGUCCAGCAGCGAUGUCAGCGUCUCUGUGCUCGACACUCCUCUGCUGCACUCGCCAAAGGAGGCUGGGCCCAAAGGAAGCAUGGGAAACAAAGCCUUGUCCCAUGACAGCGUCUUCAUUUUUGACUCUGCACCAGGAAAAGUGGCAGGUGACAUAUUGUCUCAGGAAAACAUACCUGGAAGAGUGAAAACUUUGCAGCUUCAGCUGCAGCAGAACAUCAGACUCGGAUCACCUCCUCUUGUUAUAACUGGAAAGAAACUGGAAGAUGCGGGUGCUGUUUCUGAAGAUGAUGGUUUACCUAGAAGCCCUCCUGAAAUUUCAACCCUUCAUGAAGUUCUGACAGAUUCACCAAGCAAGUCCUCCAACCCUGUUCAGCGUCAUAGCUCUUUGAGUUUAGGCGGGACAGACAGUGAAGAUGAACAGAUACCUUCUGGAGCUUCCUCCAGGCCCAUCAGCCCUUCCUCCCCUGCCACGCUGGGGGCCCCCAGCUCACGGGGCAGCAGCUUCCUUCCCGUUGACUUCACCACCCCUGCCAGUCCCCUGGGCUGCCUGGACACCUCAGCAGCCAGGCACAGGAUUGCCAUAAACCCCCGGAAGCAGAAGGGCUUCACCAGCAAGAACCAGCAACCCCCCCAGGUGGAACAGCUGGAAAGUGAAGCAUGUCUUCCUGCAACUCCAGAAAAGAAGGAAAAUUCAACAGAACUACUUGAGAGUGACCGGCAUAAAAGUGAUUGGGAAGGAUUAUUGGCCCAGGAGGGAUAUUGUGCAAAGCAAGGUGGUUCUAAGGAGGUGCCAGGUGUAAAAAGUGCCAGUGAUGCUGCCCACAACUCUUGUGAUUCCACACUUUUAGCAGAAGACUCUUGUGCUUUGCUAAAACAGGAUGCGUGCCUUCCAGCCACAGACCAUCACUUUACAGCAGCUGCAUCCCUCCUGAGACCUGAGGCUUCUCCAGUGAACCUGGAGGAAGACCACAGUGCGAAAGGGUCGUACUGUUCAGAUGAAUCUGCUGAUGAAUGGAAAUUACAUCAACAAACUGCCAAUCCUGAAGUACCUGCACUUUCAAAAUUGCAACAAAUUGAAGGAGAAGCUGUUGUGUUUCCAGAUAUACUGGCAGCUGACUCGUUUAGCAAUAGUUUGGAAACAGAGGGCAUAGAUAUAUUGGCAGAUGUCACACAGAGGUUCUCAGGAAAUUCUGUGGACCCAAACCUCAAAGACUGGGAAAAGGAGGAUGCACUGUUUGUUGGCAAAGUUGAAGCCUGCUUUGGUACUGCUGAGAAUCAUUCCAACCAUGUGAAGUCAGACACUGCACCAAGUGCUUCACAAGUUGUAGUAGCCAAUUCAGAGUCCUCUUCUGACGUUGAGACAGGGGCUGUUUUGAAGCCUGAAAACAGUUCAAUAAGAAAUGAUGAAGAAACUUGUGAAAGCAUGGAAUCUCAGUCAUCCAAAGGCAACACAGAAAAAAAAAUAGACACUCUUGCAUCUGUCUCAGAAGCAGAUGGCAUGCUACCUCCCAGUAAAUUGGAAAUGUCUUCUGUUUCAAAGGGUGACCAAGGCAGUCAGCAGGCCAACACAUACAUUUCUGAUAAGCUUUCCAUUGGAUGUCUCAUCUCUUCAAGUCUGGCUGGCUUGAAGAGUAAAAUAUCUUCUGAUGAUGACAGUAAGGAGUACCAGAUAAGUGGUACAGCUUCUCACAGAAAGACUGUGGAAGGCAGUCGACCUUCAGCUGACAAUGUAAAAAGCCCACUGAAGACUGCUUCUGCCAAACCAGUCAGAUUCACCAUUGCACCAGCAUGGCAAAGAUCUCUCUCAGGGGGUUCAAAUUCAAAGGAAGAUUCCUAUAACAGAAGUUCCCCAACGUCCCCUAUAAGACCAGAGUGGUUUGAAGGAGUGACAAAAGAACACACACGUUUUGAUGUAGUCAUCCAGGAAUCAGAAAAAAACAACUCGGAUAGAUUUGAUCAAGACUGUAAGGGCAAUGAUUGGCAUUUGAAUUCUUCUGUAGAGUGGGCUAACAAUGAAGCACAAAUUGUUGAAAACCCAUUUGGGGUCAGACUAAGGAGAACAUCUUCUUUACUAAAAUACCAAAAUGAAAGUCGUGCUGAGUCUCCAAAGCUGAUCCCCUCAGUGGUUCCCACUGCUUCUUCUGCUGCAGUCAAGGAGGAUCAGAAAUCAGUGGGCACCAAGAAGCCACCUCCAGGCCUUGCUGGCAGCACAAAAUUAUUUGUUAAAAAACCAGAUCUCCUUGAAGACAAAAUUCCUCCCAAGACAAUAUCAGAAGAAGUGGCAAAGAAGCAAAAUAUUCAUAAACCUCCAGAAAAACUCUCCUCUCCACAUUUGGAAACUGCUUCCUCUGAACCAGCUUGGGUCUCCAUGGCAAAAUUAAAACAAAAAGGUUUCCAGGACCACCCUCUUGCCAAAGAACAUAAAGCUGAAGACAAAGCUUUGACCAAAGUGGAUCAAGAGGAGGUAGAGUACCAUGCUGAACCACCGUGGCUAUCCCUGGCCAAGAAGAAAGCCAAAGCAUGGAGUGAAAUGCCCCAGAUUGUACAAUAG